Messenger RNA from Gregarina niphandrodes, 1422 nucleotides. RefSeq names its product putative reverse transcriptase. The record is from RefSeq and is a predicted model, not a curated record. The transcript has 3 exons. Lineage: Eukaryota; Apicomplexa; Conoidasida; Eugregarinorida; Gregarinidae. Bases 1 to 1422 code for a protein of 473 amino acids.
AUGGUGGGUGAUCCAGGACAGAUGUUGAGUCGGUUAAAAGGUGUGCGAAUGUCGCCCGACAAAGCCUUCGAAGUGCGCAAUAAGAUCCUGCGAAAGACACUGAUUGACCCGGAGAUCGAUAACUCCGAUAAGCUGAUCGCUAGAAUCAACCAGUUGAUCGAUCAAGGGCUGAUAUCGCAUGACUUAUCAGUAAACAUCUUAUUGAGCUGCAUAGCCUACGGGAAAGAAGGCACCAUGCAUCGCAUUGAGACUGGGCAGAUUCUGAAACCCCUGGGAGUCUAUAACCCUCAGGCAAAGCAGAACGCUACUAAUGCUACGUAUAAGAAGAAGUACCCAGCGGGCAAUACGAAUCAGCCCAGACGAGGCAGCUAUGUUAAGAAUACCGAGACCACUAAGAAUUGGUCUCAAGGUGAGAACGCUGUGAUCUACGAACAAUGGAUACGUGAUCGACUUGAAGAUCGCACCAUUGAGAAGGUCGAUAGAGCAGAGGUGAAAGCCAUUCUAAACCCGCACGUAGUUGGCGGACGAGUUACACACAACUGCCAAUGCCUAUAUCCGUACACGAAUGACGAGGGUAAGUUCCCGAAUAUGCAAGCGAUUGGACCAGUGAUCGCAUGGGCGGCCGGACAACAGGAGAUCAUGAAGAUCGACUUAUCGAAGGCAUUCCACGCUAUCCCCAUCGCGGAAGACCAGACGAACUACUAUUCGUUUCUCGGUAUGGACGGCACUGCGUAUAGAUAUAUGCGCAUGCCUAUGGGUGCAAUGUGUGCUCCCAAGCACUUCGCGACCGUAAUGAUGAAAGUGCUGGGACAGCUACUCGACAUUGAUAAGACGCAUGUAAGGUCUUACCAAGACGAUAUAAUAGUAGCCGGGGAAGAUAGAAAAGAAUACUUCGACCGAUACGGUAGAGUGAUACGUCACCUACGCGAGUAUGGCUUCAAGAUCAAUAAAGAGAAGUCAUCUACGAAUACUACACUGGUGAUACUCGGUUAUGAGUUCACGAAAGAGUCUAUUGGAAUACCCAAAGACAAAGCUGAACAGAUUAGAAAGUUGCUACGUUCAGAAUGUGUAGAUGGUAUAACGCGAGCGACGCACCAAUUAUCCUAUUAUAAAAUGAUCCAUAGGACGGGCGUUCGAAACUCGUUGACGAAGAUACGUCAAAUAUUGCUAAAGAUGAAACACGUAACAAACGUGGUCAGAGAUUUAAUAGAUGCAGUCGACUCCCCAUGGGAAAUCGAACGAAUAAGACCCUCUAAGGGCAAUACGAUAACGAUUUACGUCGACGCAUCUGAUAAGCAAGCUGGGAUGGUGGUAAUGUAUAACGAUCAGAAAGUUAUGGCAGAAUCGAUUCCUCUAACGAAGACAUGCAUCGCAAGAUCCAAGAAGCUGUACCAGCACAGCCCGUACGACCACCGACCCUAG